ACUAGACUCGGUUUGUGAAGUAUUAUCAUAUCGAGAGAAUUGAUGGGUAAGAGGAAAGGGUUAUGGUCUCCAGACGAGGACGAGAGGCUGCGAAACUAUAUAGUGAAGCAUGGGCAUGGCUGCUGGACCUCCGUUGCUAUAAAUGCUGGUUUACAAAGGAAUGGGAAGAGCUGCAGAUUAAGGUGGAUCAAUUAUUUAAGGCCAGGGCUGAAGCGCGGCGCCUUUAGCAUGGCAGAGGAAGACACCAUUUUCACCCUUCAUAAAGUAUUAGGCAACAAGUGGUCUCAGAUAGCGCAGCAUUUAGCAGGAAGAAGUGACAACGAGAUAAAGAACUACUGGCAUUCUUAUCUCAAGAAAAGAGUUGCUAAAAUGGAGGUUGACAAAUCUCCAAAUUUGAGUUUACCCAAGCUUUUUUUUGCAGACUGGCUUUGCUUGGAUCAGGAUUUGGGUCAUACCUCAAAUCUUGAAGAUCAUACUUGUUUAUUUGAUGACAUCCACAUCCCAAUUCAUCAUUUUCCUCCAGAGUUCAACACAUUUUCCCAACCCUAAUUGUCUAUCCAACUCUAUGUAGACGAUUCAUUAAACUAAUAAAUGGGAAAUAAAUUAUAUAUCACUCUCGCAGUAGCAGUAUAGUGAUUUGAUGUUUCUGAUUGGCUGAAUAGUUCAUAUAUAAAUUGUUGUAAACAAAAGACAAGUGUUUUCAAAGAAAUAUUGUUUCCCUAUUCCGGUGAAA
Salvia miltiorrhiza (redroot sage) is the source of this 733-nucleotide messenger RNA. Its product is annotated as transcription factor LAF1. The record is from RefSeq and is a predicted model, not a curated record. The coding region runs from base 43 to 549 and encodes 168 amino acids. The transcript is spliced from 3 exons. NCBI's taxonomy places the organism in Eukaryota, Viridiplantae, Streptophyta, Magnoliopsida, Lamiales, Lamiaceae.